GAAGGAAGAAACAGAAGCUUGCCAAAGAGAGAGCAGGGCUUUCCAAGUUGCCUGAUCUGAAAGAUGCUGAAGCAGUUCAGAAGUUUUUCCUUGAGGAGAUUCAGCUUGGCGAGGAACUACUAGCUCAAGGUGAAUAUGAGAAAGGUGUUGAUCACUUGACCAAUGCCAUUGCUGUGUGUGGGCAGCCGCAGCAGCUACUACAAGUUCUACAGCAGACUCUACCACCUCCAGUGUUUCAAAUGCUUCUAACUAAGCUCCCUACAAUAAGCCAGAGAAUUGUAAAUGCACAGUGCUUGGCUGAAGAUGAUGUUGAAUGAGGUCACACCACAACAGGGGGAAAAAAUGUUUUCUUACCCCAGAAGAUGAGCAUCACUAGGGGCAUAAAGGGGCAAGAAUAGUAGUUAAUGGACUGUACCACAUCGGGUUCUACCAGAGUUAAAAUUAACUUUGUGUAGGUGGGUUUCGCAGGAUUUUAUUUAUUAUCCCAGUGAAAAGUGUAUUUUGAUAAGAAUUCAUUUUAUAAAUACACUGUGUUGAGUUAUCAAAGUAUCACUAACUUCAUUAUUAUUAAAAUAUGCAGUUGUAAUGUUGUACAUAUAAAGACAUAAAACUACGACCUAUUAAAAACCCAAUGCUCAUUUUUGAAAAAACAAGGUUAUGGCAAUAAAGAUUUAUCUGCACUUGUGUGUCCCUAUAGUACUACUUUAAAUUUCAGAACAUCUGGGUGUCAGAGCAAAUGAUCUAAAAAUAACAUUAAAAUUUAUUUUAAUGUUAA
This is a messenger RNA of Nestor notabilis (Kea), 775 nucleotides long. RefSeq names its product translocase of outer mitochondrial membrane 20 homolog (yeast) (gene TOMM20). Gene Ontology annotation, biological process: protein import into mitochondrial matrix; protein targeting; tRNA import into mitochondrion. The annotation marks the transcript as partial. Gene Ontology annotation, cellular component: mitochondrial outer membrane; mitochondrial outer membrane translocase complex. The transcript is spliced from 4 exons. Lineage: Eukaryota; Metazoa; Chordata; Aves; Psittaciformes; Psittacidae. Gene Ontology annotation, molecular function: transmembrane protein transporter activity. The record is from RefSeq and is a predicted model, not a curated record.